Molecule: messenger RNA, 5044 nt
Organism: Diabrotica virgifera virgifera (western corn rootworm)
Lineage: Eukaryota; Metazoa; Arthropoda; Insecta; Coleoptera; Chrysomelidae
Product: nipped-B-like protein A
Exons: 15
Coding region: 173-4813 (1546 amino acids)
Biological process (GO): establishment of protein localization to chromatin; establishment of mitotic sister chromatid cohesion; regulation of gene expression
Cellular component (GO): Scc2-Scc4 cohesin loading complex
Molecular function (GO): chromatin binding
Source: RefSeq, a predicted model, not a curated record
GACAUUUGUAUUUUAGUCAUGUCAAAUAUUAUUAUGAAAUUUUAAUUUUUGUGUUAUAUUCGUUGGUUAUAUUAUUGAAAAAACAAUCGUAUUUUGCAGAAAUAGAACAUAAAAAAGUGUACAAAUUGAUAUUUACUGGAUUUUUAUCAAAAAAUCAUCUGUGUAAUUAGAAAUGCCAUCGGCAGACGACAAACAAUUUACACAAGUGAUUCGUAAAAUUUUAAGACCGGGCACAACUAGGUCUAGCCAAGAUAAAUACAAUGGGAUCGAUAAGAAAAAAGAGAUUGAAUUCAAAACGCCUUCAGCUCCUAGACAACAAACUACAGGAACAAAAAGAACUGCUAAAGAGAGUAUGAUCCUUCUUGAAAACGGAUCAGGUAAAUUUCCAGCAUUAGCUGGAAUAAAGAAGCAGAGAAAAUCUGACAUAGCAAAAACAGAACUGGAUACAAAAAAGAAGAUUGAGAAACUUGAUAUUUUUAGUUCUUUGCAGCAAAUAAAAGAACAAAACUUGAAGUUACAGCCAAAAAAGCAAAUGAUAAAUUCAAAUGUUUGUGAAAGUUUUAGAAAGCAUAUAGAUUGUGUGGUUAGUAAAUGCGAGAGUAAUGGUACUGCAGAUAUUGAUAACCAAAUAUUAAUGACUCUAUAUCAAGAAGCAGCUGGACUUAACCAUAUUGGUAAUACAAAUAAAAUUAACGUAGAAAAAUUAGUAAAACUAUUAAAUUUAUUGGAAGCAAACAUUAAAGUAGGAACAAAAAUAUCACCCCUCUCCAACAAGGAUCUUCAAUUAUUUAGACUAUCAAUAGAACGAGUACUAGCAACCGCAGAUGCUUGUCUAAUAUGUAUGUACAUAAUGACUUCCAAAAACAUGCCGAAACGCGUUUAUUUGGAAGAAGUCAUACAUCGAAUCAUGCAGUACAUAAAUCAUAAUAUUACGAAUACAAUUCUCCCGGCAGUUGAUCCCACGUAUUCAGCAGAAAACAAAACUAAAAAGAAUAAUCAAGAUUCGAAGCUAAUCUCCGAGAAAUGUUUAAUUCUCUUGGGUGUCAAAAUCACCGAACUAGUCUAUUUAAUAGCGGAAUUAAUCGACUUUCUGACAUUAGAUGAAACGGCCAUCUUUCUUGCCUUCUCCAUAGGUGCUGCUACGUUUUGGGCGAAGAACGUGCAGAAUUUACAAAUAGCUAGCAUGAAUCUUGUCACUAAGCUAUUUAGAACAUAUAAAAGACACCAAACAGUAUUUUUGGACAACAUUUUAUCUUCCCUUAUGCUCCUUCCCACUACCAAACAACAUUUAAAAACGUAUAUAUUAAAAGACGGAAAAAAUAUAUCAAUAGUGAGCGCCUUGGUUGUGCAGCUAAUACAAUCCAUGGUUACUUUACCAGAGAAUCUCUUUCAGAAAAAUACCAAGACCAAAACCAAAACCAAAGACAAGGUCGAUAUUGACAGCCUUAUUUGCACUAAAUACAAAGAAGCAACUGCUAUGGCAGCUGGUUUUCUUACAAUUUUCUUUCACAGAUGCUUUAAAAUGCAAAAGAAUUCAGACCGUCGAUCAUUAUUCGAGAACUUCGUAGAUGAUCUGCUUUUGGUUAGAAAUAAUCCAGAAUUUCCAGGUACUGAUCUAGUACUAUGUUUGUUAGGAAAGAUGCUGGUGAAACUCUUUCUAAAUAAAAAUGAGCAAGUAGCUCUUAGAGUAGUUAGUUUGGAUUGUUUGAGUAUAAUAGCAGGUAAAUUGAGAAAAGACAAUGUCUUGUUUGCGUCUGAAAAAGCUAAUAUCGAUGAUAUGAUCAGUACAAUAAAGCGGAGGGAACAAAAGGGCAAUCAGAAAGAUGUGGGCAACAGAGAGAUUGAAGUCGACAUACUUCGUAACGAUGACAAAUUUUUGCAAAGCCUUCUACUGGAAUUUCUGGGCGUAAAUGGUCGACAGAAUGGUAUCUACAAAAAUGCCAGAUUAUUUUACUUAGUUCAGUGGCACAAAGAUCUCGCAACCAGAAAGUCUCAACUGGUGUUGGACCACAAAGAAGAAAGUGGUAAUAAAAAACGUAACUACAAGUCCAAAAGUAGUUCCAAAACAAAGAGUAAGUCUAAGGAUAAGGAAAACGUCCCAGAGAAAGAUCCAGAAAUAAUGCGAAUCGCGGAAAUGGAGAAGUUUCUUUUAGAAAAAAUCCAAGAGGUGCUUUCUCCAGAGUUCGAACAUCAAGCGUAUGAAUGUCAACUUGACUAUAACAGCGCAAAAAUGGUUGUUGCGCUCUUAGCUUCCAAGAGAUAUUUUUCCCAAAGCUUUGACCAGUAUUUCAAUGCGAUUUUGAUCGUUCUAAAAGAUGCUUCGAAUGUUCUAAGAACCAAAGGCUUAAAAUGUCUUAGCACGAUCAUUAAAACGGAUCCAACGGUUCUGGAAGGGAACGAUACGCAAUUGAUGAUAAGCCAGUCUUUCGUCGAUCCCUCUUCUUCAGUAAGAGAAGCUGUCAUAGAUCUAUUAGCAAAGUUUAUCUUGGACAAACCAGAGUUAAUAACCAAAUACUAUGAAAUGAUAUCCGCUCGAAUAUUAGAUACAGGAAUAAGCAUCAGAAAACGUGUGAUCAAGAUUUUAAACGAUAUUUGCCUAGAUUAUCCCGAUUUUGAGAAAAAUACAGAAAUUUGCGUAAAAAUAAUUCGAAGGAUCAACGAUGAAGAAAGUGUUAAAGAACUGGUGUUAAAAAUGUUCCAAAAUAUGUGGUUUACUUGUGCCUCGGGUUCAAAACUGUUCAAAAAGGUUACCAGCAUUAUUGAUAUUGUUAUUGCUUCAAAAGAAACGGGAUUAGAAAACUUUGAACAAAUAUUAGUCGAGUUAUUGGAACCGACAAAAGACAAAUAUAAUUCCUCGAAAUCAAAAACUGAUCAUCCUAACGAAAUUUUACGAGCUUCCCGCCAAAUUGUCGAUUUCCUGAUGGAACCUACCCUUCGUAAUCCUAACCAACACAACAACGAAUCAUCUGAAAGACUUGCAGCUGUCUUAAAAACUCUACAUAUUUUUGCCAAAAUAAAACCUAAGCUUCUAGUCCGACAUGUCAGCAAGUUUCACCGUUACUUGGAAUUACAAGAGACAUCUGCCAAUGAUAAUGGGAUCAUAGGAAGCGUUAUUGCUAUUCUAGAAUUAGUAGUUCCUUUAUCAGAAAAUCCGAGCGAGGUAUUCCUAGCACAGCUAGAAGAACAGAUCAUGAAGCUGCUUCUACGGUACGACAGAACCAUAGUUAACAGCUGCUUGUCUUGUUUAGCAGCGAUUUGCAACAAAAUUACUCACAAGUAUGAGACCAUCAGAGACUGCUUUAAUAAGUUCUAUAAUUACCUGCUGGGAUACAAAACUUGGGAAGGUGUUGGCAUGCCCACCGAAGAAUAUGCGAUAUGUAAAGCUGUAAUCAAAAGAUCUUUGUUGAUUGUUGGACUCCUGCUGAAGUAUUUUGAUUUUAAAGAUCCAGAAGUGUCGGGAGAACUAGCACCUGACACCACCGACCAAGUUUACCAAACCAUGUUAUGUUUUCUCCAAAAAGAUAGUAUUGAUAUUCAGGUGAAUACACUGAAAGCAAUUGGUAUUCUUUGUAGCAGAUAUUAUCAGUUCUUGUGGGAAAACCAACUGAAAACGUUUUAUUAUAAACAACUUGCUUCCAAAGAUACUUCGUUACUAAUGAAGGCUGAGAUAUUAAACAACAUCGAAAACUUUUUGAAAGAGGAGGACAUUAGAUUAACAGAAGACAAUAAGAACUGGAACAAAAUAUCUAAGCAAACAGAUUUGAAGGAAAUGGAUGACACCUCCUCAGGAAUAGCCAGUCUAGUCAUUCAGUAUUAUCUCAAAGUAAUCCUAAAUUGCUACCUAUACGAUAGCUUGCAGAUUCGCCAAGCUGUUUACAGAGUUGUGCAAAUGAUUUUACGUCAAGGUUUAGUGCACCCUUUACUCAUGGUUCCCUACUUGUUCUGUAUGAGCACAGACUGUGAGCAACCGGUGGCCCUUAGUGCACAUAAACGCUUAUGUGAAAUCGAAUCCAGAUAUCCAGGAUUGAUACACACGAGAUCAUCUUUGGGUAUUCAAUUAUCGUUCCAACUUCAGAAAAUUUUGCAAGGAGAAAAAGUUGUAAGAGGUUUUAAGGUAAAAGAGAAAGAAGAAUAUCCUGUAGCCUUAAACGGAGGUCUUUAUUCACUACUAAGAGGUUCCAGAGAGCAGAGACGAGCUUUAAUAAUAUAUUGUUUGAAACAGUUCGAGGAACCUACUGAACUUGCCUUAUCGUACAUGAUUUAUUUAGCUGACAAUAUGGCUUAUUUUCCCUACCAAGUACAAGAUGAACCCUUGUUUCUGGUUCAUUAUAUUGAUAUUAAAAUCUCAGUCUUCGGAACGAAUUUACUGCAAAACUUUAAGGACGGUCUAAUUUCUGCCAAGAACCAACCAAAAAAUAAAAAUCUUGCCGACAAAAAGGGUGACCUUACUGCUAUUGAUACAGAUGAAGAGGAGGAGGACGAGCAAACUCUCUUAAACCGUCUACCAAAAGAUACGAGCCAGUUACAGGCUUGUAUAUCUGCUGCUCAGGGAUGGUUGCUUCUUCUUAGUCUAAAACAAUACAUCGUGGAUAUAUAUGGACUUAGUAGCGAAAACAUUCAACUGUAUUCUCCAUCAGUAGCUGCCAAAGUAUAUGAGAAACCUGUACAACGUAAAUCAAAUAUCAUGUUUAAUCCAAAAAGUACGUUGGAGAAAUUGCAAGAAAUUUGUUUGGGUAAAAAGCAAAAAGCAAAAAACAAAACUACCCUCGUUAGAGAAUAUAUAGAUUUUAAUAAGUUAGUUAAUUCUAUUUAAAUUAAAAUUGUGUUCGUUUAUAAUUUUAAAUUCGAUUUUAGUGUUAAAGUUAAGUUUAAAACACACUUAAAAUUUCGUUGCAAUAUUUUUCCAAAAAUGACUGUUAUGAAAAAAGGGGUUCAAAUUUAGUUCGAACAAUUUAAAUUAGACUGUAAAACGAUUGCAAAUAGAAAAUUCUCUGGUAGCUAUUAAGAUCCAUUACUGUUUUGUUACGACUUUUGGAAACAUUUU